AUGGCAACAACAAAAAAAAGAAAAAUAUCACCAUGUUCAUUAGGAUCAUGUGGUGAUAUUACAGCUUACAAUGUUUGUGGUCAAAAUAGACUACCCGGUUCAUUAGUUGAUAAAAUUGAUUUUGAUGCACAAGGAUUAACUCCUAUUGAAACAAGAUUUUUGGCUUUUCCUUUACUACAAGAACCUAAAUCUUUUAAAUCUUUGAAUUUAUUAGAUUUUUCAUUAUAUAUUAAACUAGUUUCUUAUCAUCCUUCUACUACAAAUACUACACAUCAGGUAAAAAAUGAUUUAAUUUCGACAAAAUUAUUAUCACCUUUCAAAAUUGAUAUUUAUCUUGUCAGAAUAUGUGAUCUUGAAACUGCAAAAAAAAGAAUUUUAAAGAUAGAAGAUGUAUUAAAAGAUCCUAAUGAUAUAAAAAGACAUCAAUUGAAAGAUCAGUUUGAUAUAUUGAUGAGUUACAGUGUGCAGAUUUCAUGUUCAACAGAUUGUGUUUUUAAUGAUCAUGAAAUAAUUAUGUGUAGAUCUUUUUUAAAAGAAGAACAGAAAAUUUGUGAAAUAUCAGAUAAUGAUAAUGAAAGUACGAUAUAUAAUACUGGAAAUUAUAGAAUAAUAAUGGUAAUAGAUUAUAUGGAUUGGAUGUAUCAAAGUCGUAUCAAAGAUGAUGAUAUUGCAGUUGAUGAUAAAAUUGAUUUAGGAGAUACAUUUGAAAGAAAUAAUUCUGGUCAUCCAGUUAUGAUUUCGAGUGGAAGUAUUGAAGUAUCAUAUCAUCCAAAUUUGACACAAGUUAACAGUAUUGAAGCAUUUUCUCAAAUGGUUGCAAAUCGAAUUAUAGAUAAAAUACCUAGACCUGCUGCUGAGGUUAAGAAUGAUGAUAAAGAUCUUUAA
Racocetra persica is the source of this 885-nucleotide messenger RNA. NCBI's taxonomy places the organism in Eukaryota, Fungi, Glomeromycota, Glomeromycetes, Diversisporales, Gigasporaceae. The record is from the annotation of a GenBank genome assembly.